AUGAGUUUCCACGACUCGAGUCUAAGCUCAUCGUGUAACGAGUCUGCUGCUUCAAAUUUAACUUGUCAUAAUUAUUUCGUAACUUUUUACGAUGUGAACAGUAAGGAAUACAUCAAUGACACUGGAAAUUAUACGGAGGAGUACCAGCCAUUCGCACUUCCUUUAUGGCGUCAUGUGCUAUGGACGAUGUUGUUUAGUAUCAUGGUUGUGGUGGCUUCCGUGGGAAAUUUUGUCGUCAUUUGGAUAGUCAUUGUAAAUAAGCGGAUGAGGAGCGUCACUAAUUAUUUAUUGGUAAAUCUGUCACUGGCUGAUGCUAUGAUUUCUACACUAAAUGUUACUUUCAACUUUACUUACAUGUUGAAUUUAAAUUGGCCUUUUGGACAUUUUUAUUGCAAGUUCAACCAAUUUAUUGCAGUAGUCAGUAUAUCUGCUUCAGUAUUCACAUUGAUGGCUAUCAGUGUAGACAGGUACAUGGCCAUAGUAAAUCCUUUACGCCCAAGAUUCGGUAAGAGAGCAACACUUAGCAUAACUGCUGCUAUAUGGACCAGUGGUUGCAUUAUUGGAAUACCGAACUUUUUAUUUUUUACUACAGAUUUUGAUAUCAUGGAGGAUGGAAGCGUGAGGCAAGUAUGUUUUUCUGAAUGGCCCGACGGAAUAACCACUAGAUCUGAAAUAGAAUAUAUCUAUAACGUGAUGUUUAUGAUGAUAACGUAUUUCAUACCUAUUAUUUCUAUGACUUAUACGUACUCUAGAAUUGGUACAGAGUUGUGGGGUUCAAAGUCUAUUGGAGAAAGUACUCAACGUCAAGUGGAUAACGUAAAAGGCAAACGUCGGGUGGUGAAGAUGAUGAUUGUAAUCGUUGUAAUAUUUGGCGUGUGCUGGCUACCUUUUCACGUUUACUUCAUCGUUACGUCAAAUUAUCCUGAAGUCACGAAAUACCCCCCAAUCCAAGAAAUAUAUUUAGCUAUUUACUGGUUAGCAAUGAGCAAUUCAAUGAUUAACCCAAUUAUUCUGUACUGGAUGAAUUUUAAGUUUCGACGUGGAUUUAAACAAUUCUUAAGAUGUUGUUGCGCGUUUGCGAAUAAAGAUACGCAAGGGCAUGGGAUAUUUGAAUUACAACAAUUGGAUCGAUCGCUACAUUCCCGUUCACCUACGCAAAAGAAUGGAACUAGUACUGUUUCCGUUUCAAUACAAAGCGUUUAUAAUAACAUUACUGAAUGA
Messenger RNA from Parnassius mnemosyne (clouded apollo), 1221 nucleotides. NCBI's taxonomy places the organism in Eukaryota, Metazoa, Arthropoda, Insecta, Lepidoptera, Papilionidae. The record is from the annotation of a GenBank genome assembly.